UCCUCUUGCCCUGCAAACGCAUUUGGCGCCUCACAACCUUGCCCGACGCAGCGAUCGUGCUCGUUAGCCCCGGGUUUGUAUCAACGACGGGCUACAAUACGAAGGCAAUCAUUGGACGCAACUGUAGGUUCCUUCAGGGACCAUCUACAGCCCCUGAAUCGGUGCAAAGGAUAAGAGAUGCAUUGAACGCGGGACGAUCUUGCACCGAGGUGCUUCUCAACUACCGCCGUGACGGCACUCCAUUCUUCUGUCUUCUCUCUAUCAUCCCAUUGAGAGACGCAGCAGGACAGGUCUGCUACUUCAUCGGAGGACAGACUAACGUCACAUCCUCUCUAGCAUCGAGCAAGGGCCUUGGGUUCCUUGUAGGAGGUGGUAUGAGCUCUCAACCCAAGCCUGAAGAGCACGUCCGCAAUGGGUACGAGAUCUCGCCGACUAUGGCUAGGCAUUUGGUGGAAGCGAAAGCUGGAGAUGGAAGCGCCAAUGGUGAUCUCGGACGCCUUGGUCGUUUUGCUUCAUCAACGAGCCUUAACAGCGGCGGAGGGCAACGUAGACGCGAUCAAGGCGGCGCCGCAGGCUCUGCUGCGCGUCGCGGUCGUCCCUCAGCGGCUGGCGCCUAUGAUCCCUCGUCAUCUCGCGGCCCAAUGGAAGAGCGCUACGCCCGCCAGUCAACGCAAAAGCAAGGCUUCGUCUCCCGUCUCUUCGGCGGUGGCUCCUCCAGCAGCAGCAAGAGCGGCAGUAGCUCAGCGCUCGUCAGCUCCUCCGGCACGCGCGCCGGACCAAGCACAGCGCUCGCCUCGCCCACUACGUCCAAUGGUCCCUCGAGCAACUCAGGGCAACAACGCCUUCUCGGUGCAGAAGGGCUCAUCCGCUCUCAGCCGCCAGCGCGUAUCGGAGCGCAGAUGGACUGGUUCACGGACCUCUACUCUCGCCUCCUCGUCUUCAAACGACACCGUCGCGAGAUCAUCUUUGCGACGGUGCCUGUGCUGGACCUCUUGGGUUUGCCCACAGGGAAUGCCAAACAGGUCUACAAGAGUCCACUCCUGCACGCCGAUGUAUUGGAUUUGAUGCGUGGGGAGAAUCGUGGAGAGACACGUCAGCUACGAGAGGCUGUGAAGGAGGCGGUCAAGUCAGGGGAUCAGAUUUCCGUCAAGACGGGGCUCAGGGUUCAGAAGAAGGGUUUGAUGGGUCGAAUGCUCGGUGGUGCUACGGGCGGUGGAGAUGGUGGGGCGGCGACUAUGCUGGAAGGCAGCGAAGAGAUGCGCGUCGUCACCAUGCACAUCACACCGCUCGUGGACAGGGAAAACAGCUCCUUCGCCUUCGUCGCUGUACUGGGGUAGGCGAGCGACGCUCUCGUGCCCUCACGUACUUUGAACAGCAUUCGUAUACCCCCUUUUGGCUCUUUCUUGUUCUUCUUCUCUCUGUCGGGCUGACUCAGUCAGCGCCCUUUUCUGCU
Molecule: messenger RNA, 1453 nt
Organism: Jaminaea rosea
Lineage: Eukaryota; Fungi; Basidiomycota; Exobasidiomycetes; Microstromatales
Exons: 1
Coding region: 375-1337 (320 amino acids)
Source: RefSeq, a predicted model, not a curated record